This is a messenger RNA of Caretta caretta (loggerhead turtle), 856 nucleotides long. It is a transcript of the gene C8H1orf146, whose product is annotated as chromosome 8 C1orf146 homolog. Gene Ontology annotation, biological process: reciprocal meiotic recombination; synaptonemal complex assembly. Gene Ontology annotation, cellular component: chromosome. The record is from RefSeq and is a predicted model, not a curated record. Lineage: Eukaryota; Metazoa; Chordata; Testudines; Cheloniidae.
UCUGCUUGUAGCUCUUUCUUCCACCCAUGGUCUGCCUUGUGGAUUUACAGUGUAAACACUUCAGAGCAGGAACUAUCUCUUACCCCGUGUUUGCAAAAUGCGCAGAUGCUGUGGCCCUGAUUUCAGUUGGGGUCUUUAGGCACCCCUGGUGCCUUGACCAAGCACCAUUAAUGUGUGUCCUUUAUUACAGUUGUGUUCUCUUCAGUUGGUGGCUGACAUUUCUGUACUCUCCAAAAAGCUUAAAGAAAACUAGAGAGAGAGAAAGUUUUACCAGAGAUUUCACUGAAGAAGUAUUAAUGACCCCUGUGACAAUGGCAGAAAGUGGUGGGCAGGAAAAGGCAAGAUGGAUCACAACUGUUAUCAUGAGUUCAGCUCUCCAGAGUCAUGAAGUUUCAGCAUAUCUACAGAGUCAACACCACAGAGUUCGAUAUUCAGAUUCGGUGGAAAAUGGAGCCAUGAUUUUUUCUCUUUCCGGCAUUGCAUUUCUAUUGGCAGACACACAAGACGUGUUUAAGCCAGGAGGAGAACAGUUUUUAGACAGAACUGAGAAGUUCAUAAACAUUCAUCGGAAUAGUUUUUUGCUUUUGUCAGCUGCCUUGCAUGGACCAAAAGAAUGGGAUUUAAUGUUCAGGAUUCAGAAAAGAUUCCUGGGCAGUAAUUUACGUGUAAUUCCAGUUCAUAACGCUGCUGAAAUAGUUAAACUCAUGCUAACUAUAGCCAAGAUCACCUGCAAACCACAAAUAGACAACAUUCGCUACAGAAUGCUAAUGGCAAAAGCCCAGAUCAUAGACCAGAGUCCAGUUUGGAAAAUGCUUCACAAGAUCCAGUUGGAUUGUAACUAACUUAGUACCAAUUA